This is a messenger RNA of Numida meleagris (helmeted guineafowl), 793 nucleotides long. Its product is annotated as C-type lectin domain family 2 member D-like. The transcript is spliced from 2 exons. Lineage: Eukaryota; Metazoa; Chordata; Aves; Galliformes; Numididae. The coding region runs from base 36 to 278 and encodes 80 amino acids. The record is from RefSeq and is a predicted model, not a curated record.
GCUCCAGUCACACGUGGCUUUGCUCACAGGAAUUCAUGCUGCGGUACCAGGGCUCAGCAAACUGCUGGAUUGGGCUGCACAGGGAAGAAGGGGACGAGCGCUGGACAUGGGCCGAUGGCAGCGCCUUCACCAACUGGUUCCAGCUGCGAGGUGGAGGCCGGUGUGCGUACCUGAACGGGGACGGGAUCAGCUCAGCCCUGUGCCACACGGAGAAGUACUGGGUGUGCAGCAGAGCCGACAGCUACGUGCUCUGGAGGGAGGAGACAGAUCCACAGUGACAGAUCCCAUCUGCAGCGAGCUCGUUCCAAUGCUGCUGGGCACUGCCAUGCCAUCAGUGCGUACUUGAUUCUGCCUCUUUCUAGCACUCCUGCACUUGUUCCUCCAUGGAACCACCAUGGAACUGAGGAGCUCUGCUCCUCAGUAUCUCUCAGGAAGCAUGUAUAGUCCCGCUGUGCCUUAAAGGGAGGGUCCUUCUAGGGCCCUUCAAGGUCACAGCACCGUGGAGCAAUCCCGUGCCGUGCUGAGCCACUGUGUCUGGACCCGAGGCUGGGGGUAUUUGUCCUCUCUUUCUGGGUCUGUGUCACAUCAUGGUGCCUCCACUGUGUCACAUUGCGGUGCCAUCGCUCCCAGCCGCCCUCUGGCUUUGGCUCUGGGCGCUGUUGCUCCCGGUGCUGUUCCACGUCCAUAGCCCUGCACAGAGGGUUGAUGCAGUCACAGUUUUUGCUGAGCUGCAGAAUUUUGUAAUUCCAUGGAGCUUUAAUAUAUUCACUUUUUAGUAGAUGCUCUCGAGUCA